This is a messenger RNA of Mytilinidion resinicola, 2345 nucleotides long. RefSeq names its product WH1-domain-containing protein. The transcript is spliced from 3 exons. The record is from RefSeq and is a predicted model, not a curated record. Gene Ontology annotation, molecular function: actin binding. The coding region runs from base 72 to 2018 and encodes 648 amino acids. Lineage: Eukaryota; Fungi; Ascomycota; Dothideomycetes; Mytilinidiales; Mytilinidiaceae.
CGUUCUUCCAACAUUCGCCGCACCCUUCACAAUCACGACGUCUAGGACUGUGAUCGACCUCACUGGACACCAUGCCUUCGAUUCUCAAUGACGACGAUAAGCAGACGGUGAAGCGAACUGUACCCAAAGCCUCGAACAAGAUCCAUGCCGUUGCCGUUGCGAAGCUCUAUGUCGCCUAUCCGAACCAGCAAAGAUGGACCUUCACAGGGCUGCAGGGAGCAGCAGUACUAGCGAACGACUUGGUCGGGAACACUUUUUGGAUCAAGAUGGUUGAUGUCUCGCCUGCCAACCGCGGAGUGAUCUGGGACCAAGAAAUCUACGACACCUUCUCCUAUAACCAGGACCGCACGUUCUUCCACACUUUUGAGCUGGAGGAUUGCCUUGCGGGACUGUCAUUUGCGGACGAGAAGGAGGCAAAAACGUUCAAGAAGAAGAUGGAUGAUCGGGAGAAGAAUGCGCACAAGAACACUAAGUCGAAGCCGUUUGGGUCUGCUAUGAAUACUGCGGCCUCGAAUGGAGGUGGAAGCGGCGGAGGGAAGUCACACGGCCUUCUGGGUGGUCUGUUUGGCCACAGACAUUCGUCCGCUUCGCAUCAUCCUCCAGCACAGUCGAUUAUACCACCCAGGGAAAUGACCGUUACCUCUCCUACUCAGCAUACCCACUCGAACGCUGCAAGCAGCCGUAACUCAGCAAUCGACACCACGGAUCCUACUUUGGUGAAGGAACUACUGGCAAUGGGCAUCACAGAGGACCAGAUUGAGGACAAUGCGGACUUCAUCAAAAUGUACAUUGAGCAGCGGAAGGCGCAAGAGAAUGUGGAAGAGAGUGCUGCGGAACGACGAUCAAGGGCUCCACCGCCUCCACCACCAAGUGCACCGCCCAUGAAAGCAACUGCCCUAAGUCCGCAAAACACGGGAUCGUCGACAUCGAGAAGAGGACCGCCGCCAGCUCCUCCGCCAGCACGAAGGACCAAGACUGACGCUGCAGCAUCACCAGCUAGUCCGGCGCCCUCUCCACCUCGCCAGGCCUCUCCUCCCGCGCCACCAGGCCCCAAAUUCCGUGCCCCUCCUCCAAUUGCAGAUGCUGGCAAAUUCGCGCACACAAACGCACCGCCGCCACCGUCAAGAGCUCGGGCCGAAUCCAAUACAGUAACGAACCCAGGGCCUCCACCUCCUCCCAGGCCGCCAAAGACACCGAUGGAAGAGGCGCCAGAGCCAGGCCACAGGUUUGGUGUCCCACCGCCAUUCACAGGCUCCAGGGCUCCGGUAAACCCACCCCCUCCGCCAAGUCGUGGACCUGUUCCUCCCCCACCACCUGCUCGGGAGACUCCAACAGCACAUGUCCCGCCACCACCAGCUCGACAGACUCCACCUGCACACAUUCCGCCGCCGCCAUUGCCUCCAAAGACAUCCUCGGCGCCUCCUCCGUUGCCACCCUCGAACCACGGCGCCCCACAACCGCCUCCGUUACCUCCGUCCUCUACUCGUCAUGUACCUCCUCCGCCAUCAAAUCACGCACCACCUCCACCCUCUCGGGACAUCCCUCCGCCUUCGCCCAUGCCUGCGAGCUCGAUUCCUCCCCCCCCUCCUAUGCCUACGAGCUCAAUCCCGCCUCCCCCCCCUAUGCCGCAUUCAGCAGUCCCCCCACCACCACCCAUGCCCAACUCCUCCGUGCCUCCCCCGCCACCGAUGCCACCUGGCAGCGGUCCGCCACCACCACCUCCCAUGCCCGGCGCGCCCGCGGCCCAAGGCCUGCCCAAGAGAGCCCCCGUCGUCGACAACCUGCUUGCCGAUAUCCGCGGCGGCGCUAAGCUCAAGAGAGUUAGCUCUCAGGAGAAGCGGGAUCGAAGUGCGGCACUAGUGCCCGGUAGCGAGCCGGCGGCUACUGGGGGUGCGGCCGGUGGAGCUGCUCCGAAUGCGGCAGAGGGAGGGCUGGCUGGAGCACUGGCUAGUGCGCUUGCGGCGAGGAAGGCGAAGGUUAGCCAUAGUGAUGAUGAGGACGAAAAGGAUGAUUGGUGAGAAUUUGGAGAGUGGAGAUUCGAUCGUUUUUUUUCAUUUGCGUUGAGGCGUGAUGAUGCUUUCAGAGGGGGUGGGAGUGAUGAGCACGGGUAGGUAUUAAUAUGGAAUCUGAGCACGGUUCGCAUUGUUGAUACCGCUGAUUUGGCGUGAUGAGGUAUGCCCGGGGUUGGAGUCAUGCCAUUGAUGUGGUCGUCACAUGGGGUGAAUGGCGCUGUUGGGGAUGGUAGAAGGCUUUUUGCCUCUGUUGAGGAGAAAUAAGGGGGUGAUAGAGCCAGAAGUGGUCUUUGACUCGUAUACUUCCGUCCAAAUUGAUCCUGAAUCCAGCUA